UCCAAUCCGCCGCCAUCCGCGGCCUCGGGGUCGAGUGGCGGGGCAGCGCUGGGUGCUUUCCGUUCCUCGGUGUCUGGCGGCUUCGUAACAGAUCCCAUUCUGCGAGCAGGGUCCGCAAGCAGCCUGGGCCAAGACGGCGGUGAGGGCAGCCUGAAGUUUCCGGACCACAGCCUCAGCUUGCGGGUUUCUGAGCGGCCCCUUCUCCUUCGUUUCUGCAGAAAUGGGCAAGUUCAUGAAACCCGGGAAGGUGGUGCUGGUUCUGGCUGGACGCUACUCCGGACGCAAAGCGGUCAUCGUAAAGAACAUUGAUGAUGGCACCUCAGACCGCCCCUACAGCCAUGCCCUGGUGGCUGGGAUUGACCGCUAUCCCCGCAAAGUGACAGCUGCCAUGGGCAAGAAGAAAAUUGCCAAGAGGUCAAAGAUCAAGUCUUUUGUGAAAGUUUAUAACUACAAUCACCUCAUGCCCACAAGGUACUCUGUGGAUAUUCCCUUGGACAAAACUGUCGUCAACAAGGAUGUCUUCAGAGACCCUGCUCUUAAACGCAAGGCCCGACGAGAGGCCAAGGUCAAGUUCGAGGAGAGAUACAAGACCGGCAAGAACAAAUGGUUCUUCCAGAAGCUGCGGUUCUAGAUCUGUUUUGUUUCAGUCAUUAAAAAUACAAAAAAUCCC
Messenger RNA from Diceros bicornis minor, 670 nucleotides. It is a transcript of the gene RPL27, whose product is annotated as ribosomal protein L27. Bases 221 to 631 code for a protein of 136 amino acids. Gene Ontology annotation, biological process: translation. NCBI's taxonomy places the organism in Eukaryota, Metazoa, Chordata, Mammalia, Perissodactyla, Rhinocerotidae. Gene Ontology annotation, molecular function: structural constituent of ribosome. The record is from RefSeq and is a predicted model, not a curated record. Gene Ontology annotation, cellular component: cytosolic large ribosomal subunit; ribosome. The transcript is spliced from 4 exons.